AUGCCUUGGGCUACGUGGACAAAAAUGACUGCCCUAUUCAACUGGAUAACAGCGCAUAUCAACCCCUGGGCCAGCCCAAACAAGCAACAAAUAACCCACCACGUCCACUCAAUAAUCCACCAACUAAACACCUCCCACUGGAAUAAUGUUAAAAGCCAAUUCAUCUUCCCCCUCCGCUUCCUCCUCCCAGAAUACGUCCUAGAGAAAGGCUGGAACAUAGUAUGCAAAUCCUUCGGACCACUGCAAAGCAUCGGCGACCCCAUAACCAGCACCGGAUGGCUCCUAACAACCGUCAAAGUCCCGCUGAGAUUCCAGCGCGCGGAGUUCGGUAUGCUCCUUCUAAUAACUUCAUGGGGAGGACUUGUAGGACUGCGCUUCUUUUCGUUGAACAAGCUUGGUCUUGGUCCUGGGUGGCAGGCACCCUCUUAUGCAGACGACGCGCAUGAAACCGAGAUCACGCUCGGAGAGGGAAGAUUCAAAGUCGGAGCGACACUUUGCCUUCCAAGCACAAUCCAUGAAGAGCUAGAGUCCAAGUUCCCCUGCAUUAUCUUCCUCGGCGGGUCCGGACCCCUAGAUCGCGACUCAACAGUCGAAGAAAACAAGCCCUUCAAAGACCUUGCAUUGGGUCUAGCGAGUCACGGCAUCGCCUCGAUCCGAUUCGAUAAAGCUACAUUCACGCAUCGAAAGGUAUUUUCAAAACGCAAGGAUAUAACCCUAACAGAUGAAUAUGUCGAGCAUGCCACCGACGCUAUAUCACAAGCCCAGGCGCAUCCGAGGAUCCGCGCAGGUAGCAUCUAUGUCCUGGGUCAUAGUCUCGGCGCGGUUGUUGCUCCUAGAAUUGCCGGUAUGGACGGUGUUUCUGGGUGUAUACUGAUGGCUGGGCCUGCAGAGCCGAUUUACCGGUCUUUUGUGCGGCAGCUGCGGUAUAUAAAGACACUAGACGGGCCGGAGUCAUUGUACCUGGGUAAACAGAUUGAAGAUGCGGAAGUGCGGGCUGAAGUUGCGGAUGGUGAGGACUUGACGAUGGCAACGCCUGCAAAGAAACUCCCGUUUGGGAUUAGAGCUGCCUACUGGCUUGAUUAUCGCCGGUUCGAACCGAUCCGGACUGCUGAGUGUCUUGGGAAGCCGGUUGCUGUGUUUCAAGGGGAGAGGGAUUAUCAGGUUACUGUGGAGGACGAUUAUGGGGUUUGGUGGGAGGCUUUGCGAGGGAAGGAGGGUGUGAAGUUUUACUUGUAUGAAGGGUUGAAUCAUCUUUUUGUUUAUGGGAAUGGGAUGCCAACGCCCUUGGAGUAUGGUGUUCCUGGGAAUGUUGACAAGCGGGUUGUGGAUGAUCUUGCUAGAUGGAUUGGCAAUAAGUAA
Molecule: messenger RNA, 1359 nt
Organism: Aspergillus puulaauensis
Lineage: Eukaryota; Fungi; Ascomycota; Eurotiomycetes; Eurotiales; Aspergillaceae
Product: alpha/beta hydrolase family protein
Exons: 1
Coding region: 1-1359 (452 amino acids)
Molecular function (GO): carboxylic ester hydrolase activity
Source: RefSeq, a predicted model, not a curated record